AUGGCGCCCGAUCAUCCGUCACUCGCGAUCGCGCAAAAGCUCCCCAACGACGUCCUGUGCGAAUUAUACAAAUUCUGUGCAGCUGGCGAUCCUCCCUUGUCGGACAACACUCCCUCCCGAUUGACUCGACCAGACGCACGUUCGACGCAGCUGGCACCCACUUGGUGUACAUCGUCCGAGAGUGUCCUCCCCAAUGGCCUGUACGACCGGUGGAACAUUGGCUCCUGGACAAACUGGCGGUCAUCCCACAACCUCUCGUUAGGCUGGUUGCGACUGACACACGUAUGCGCACACUGGAGAGUAGUCGGCCUGAGCUUGGCUCGAUUAUGGGGUGAUAUAUUGCCCAUGUUUCCGCACCAUGUCGAGGACAUCCUUGCUCGCUCCCGCGAUGCCCCCGUAUCCUUGGACAUGGAUGCUGCUUGCAGGGCGCUUAAACGGCUACCUGAGAUGUUGUCGUCGGAGUUUCCAGUGUCUGUGUUCCUCCACGUUGCAAAGCAGCAAAUCAAGCGUGCACAUACCAUCACUUUCCCUCACACAUUGAGAGAUGGUUGGUCUCCAUCUCUUCUCCGCGACGCUCGGCUACCAUACCUCGAAACACUUCGCAUCGACGCAAUCGAGAAUGAGGAGGAUGAGCUUUGCGACCUCGCAUUGCAUGCACCAAUGCUGAUGCACCUCGACCUCAGGGGCACCUUCUCACCGUGUUUGAUUAUUCCGUCGCUCAGGUAUAUCAAAAUUACUGAUCUUUUUGUUUCCGAAGACGUUGGGCCUCUGAGCAAUACAACGCUCUUAGAAUCAUUUCGUUCCACGCCGAUGCUAGAGGAGCUCGUACUGGGGUUGCGCUACGAAUUUUCUGGGCGGGCACUCACCCCCCUCAAACCCAUCCUAUCCAACCCCAUUUUGCCAGGAACUUCUGCUAUACCUCUCCCUAAACUGUCGUAUGCCCAAAUCUCCGCACCUUUGCACGCUCUUAUCGACAUCAUCAAGAACUUCGACAUGCCGACCGACAUGUCGCUGAACCUUAUACCGCGGUAUCAGUACAACGACUCAGAUGAGUCGCUCCUGCCGCUUCUCGACGCCCUCUCUCCGCGCCUGCGCAACCCCUGUAUGGAGCGCAUAAGCAUCGCAGUAGGCUUAAAUGUCGAUGUUUGUCUCGCGUCAGCCGAUGCAUAUAGCGAGCCUACGGCACGAUUGUUCCUGAGGACGAGUGUCUACGGCGGCAUCAAUGACAAAUUCAAAUGCUUAGCGCACUAUCUGUCGCAGUAUCUUGUCCGAAUGGAACCCACCAACAUCACGACGUUUCACGCAUGCUCAUGCCAAUGCCCGUCCAAGCAGUCCCGUGGACCGGCAACAGAAGGCGCACCCCAGGACUGUGCCACUCUAUUACACCAAUUGCCGAGUUUGACCGCACUCUCGGUGUCGUGCCAGCCCGCCCUCCAUCAGCCAUUCCUCUGCGCAUUGGAAUCAUGCCUCGCCCCAGAGACAUUGGAGACCUUCACGGUCUAUACGGACGAUGCGCGGGCAACUGCGUCGGACAAGCUCCGGCCACAAAUAGGUCUCUCUCCCAGUGAUGCCCAGCCCGCCUUGAUCGAAGGCAAACGCCGCUGGGAAAGUAUCCUAGCCGUACUCGGCCAUCGCGUAAACAACGACAGGCGCUUGAAACGCUUGAUUCUGAAAGGAACACGCAGCGAUGAGGCGUCGAUGAAGGAUGUUGACGCCCGGGCACUACGCGAAGCAGCAAAGUUGGUCGAAGAAGUGAUCGAUGAGAGGACUUUGUGA
Peniophora sp. CBMAI 1063 is the source of this 1776-nucleotide messenger RNA. The record is from the annotation of a GenBank genome assembly. Lineage: Eukaryota; Fungi; Basidiomycota; Agaricomycetes; Russulales; Peniophoraceae.